Phacochoerus africanus (Common warthog) is the source of this 1788-nucleotide messenger RNA. It is a transcript of the gene TRIM63, whose product is annotated as tripartite motif containing 63. The transcript is spliced from 9 exons. The record is from RefSeq and is a predicted model, not a curated record. Lineage: Eukaryota; Metazoa; Chordata; Mammalia; Artiodactyla; Suidae. Gene Ontology annotation, molecular function: zinc ion binding. Bases 135 to 1205 code for a protein of 356 amino acids.
AAGACAGAAUUCAGGCGCCAGGAGAAGAGGGCAAAGAGGCUCCGGGUGGGUAUUUUGUGACAAAGGCAAGACCCCAGGUUUGCUUAGAGCAGGUGAAGGAGGCAGCCAGGUGGGUCCCCACGUCUCCCAACAAUAUGGAUUAUAAGUCAAGCCUGAUCCCGGAUGGGAACCCCAUGGAGAACCUGGAGAAGCAGCUGAUCUGCCCCAUCUGCCUGGAGAUGUUUACCAAGCCGGUGGUCAUCUUACCGUGUCAGCACAACCUCUGCCGAAAGUGUGCCAACGACAUCUUCCAGCAGGCUGCAAAUCCCUACUGGACCAGCCGAAGUGGCUCGGUGUCCAUGUCCGGAGGCCGUUUCCGCUGUCCCUCCUGCCGCCAUGAGGUGAUCAUGGACCGUCACGGAGUGUACGGCCUGCAGAGGAAUCUGCUGGUGGAGAACAUCAUUGACAUCUACAAGCAGGAGUGCUCUAGUCGGCCCCUGCAGAAGGGCAGCCACCCCAUGUGCAAGGAGCACGAAGAUGAGAAAAUCAACAUCUACUGCCUCACGUGCGAAGUGCCCACGUGCUCCAUGUGCAAGGUGUUUGGGGCCCACAAGGCUUGUGAGGUGGCCCCGCUGCAGAGUGUCUUCCAGGGACAGAAGACUGAGCUGAGUAACUGCAUCUCCAUGCUGGUGGCAGGGAACGACCGCAUGCAAACUAUCAUCACUCAGCUGGAGGACUCCUGUCGAGUGACCAAGGAUAACAGUCACCAGGUGAAGGAAGAGCUGAGCCAGAAAUUUGAUGUGCUAUACGCCAUCCUGGACGAGAAGAAGAGUGAGCUGCUGCAGCGGAUCACGCGGGAGCAGGAGGAGAAGCUCAGCUUCCUCGAGGCCCUCAUCCAGCAGUACCGGGAGCAAUUGGACAAGUCCACCAAGCUGGUGGAGACAGCCAUCCAGUCCCUGGACGAGCCCGGUGGGGCCAUCUUCCUCUUGAGUGCCAAGCAGCUCAUCAGAAGCAUUGUAGAAGCUUCCAAGGGUUGCCAGCUGGGGAAGACAGAGCAGGGCUUUGAAAACAUGGACUACUUCACUUUGAACUUAGAGCACAUAGCAGACACCCUGAGGGCCAUCGACUUUGGGACAGAUGAGGAAGAGGAAGAGUUAAUUGAAGAAGAAGAAGAAGAUCAGGAAGAGGAAGAGGCCACAGAGGGGAAGGAAGAAGCACACCAGUAAAAGGAGCUGGAUGAUGGAGAGACCCUCUAGAUGCAGAGAGACUGGGGAGGGUGGGGAUGGGCCCAGCUGCCUUGGUGACAGGCCCAGGGUGGGAGGGGUCGGGCCCCUGGAGGGGCAACGGGGAGGUGUGUCUUCUCUCUGCUCAGAGAGCAGGAACUAGGAGUAGGACCCCACCGCUGUGUCCAGCGUUGUGAACCAGAUUUGGAAACAUGCUUGAAACAACCAUACUAGAUACUUUUCUACGUUGGUGCAGAAUGGAAUAUUUUGUACGUUUUUAAAAUGUGAUUUUUGUAUAUACUUGUAUAUGUAUGCCGAUUUGGUGCUUUUUGUAAUGGAAAUUUUGUAUGAUAACGCCUGGUCAUUGUGUGACUGGCGAUUAUUAUAAAGAAGGGAAGGAAGCCAGGCUGAUACAGCUGCCCACUUCCUUCCCUUGGCAGGAGGGCUGGGUGGCCCUCACAGGCCUAGGAAGGGAUAACGUACUGUAUUUCAAUGUCAAUUCCUGACAUAAGGGACGGUAACCGAGUUUGUGUUAUAUGUUGUUUUAAUAAAUGCACAGCGCUUUCUUCUACUUAUUAUCCACAGA